AUGGCCACAACCGAAGAUCUUGAUGCAGAAAUCAACGAUUUGCACGCCCGCGUGACUGCCUACAAAGUCAAAGACCCCGACCCCAGUGCGAUCAACAACGGCAACAUCCUCGGCGUCAGCAUCGACGUCUCGAUUGGCGGCAAAUUUAUCGAGACAUAUCACGUGCUUCUGAACUGGAGAGAGCGCAUCGGCAACAGGCUGCUGAAGAUACACAAGCACACUAUCCCGCCAUGUAUACCUCUACAGCACUUGGCGAACAAGUGGCUACCGACGAGUUGGAAAGACGCUGAGAUCGACCCGGAGCAGGACCUUGUGCGCUUUGGGAGACUACUGAGGAAAGAACUGGUCAGCUGGCACAUGCGGGUCAAGGCUGUGGACGACUUGAAGCAGGAGGCGGGGAUAUCGAGCCUGAAGCCACGGGACGCAAACGAUGGUGAGGUCGCGAACGCUGGGCAGACUCUGAACGCAUUCGUUAGCGACGACGAAGCGAGCUCGGACGUGGAGGAAGAUGGCAUUGAGGAGGGACCUGUCCGCAUCCUGGACAUAGAGAAUGAUGCAGCGGUGCGGGAAAUCACAAUCACAUGGUCGGAUCGUAGGGUGGCGGUCAUGACCGUCACCAAAGACGGACGCAUCGAGAAGGCAUCCUGCAGAGCCAGGGACGGCGGUCGGGACAUAUCAAUGAGCACAAAGGCUAUCGGGCCCAUUGGAGGUCUCAUCCGGCGACUGAACGCAACCCAUGUCGGAGAGAGGCGUACAGCAACAGUGAUGGCGGAGGGACGGAGUUUAGUGCUUAUCAUGAUACCCGGGUUUAUUUACAAUUUCAUUCGUAGUCGACGUGAAACUACAGCUUCUUGA
This is a messenger RNA of Parastagonospora nodorum SN15, 855 nucleotides long. RefSeq lists its product as hypothetical. Gene Ontology annotation, cellular component: kinetochore; Mis6-Sim4 complex. The transcript is spliced from 2 exons. The coding region runs from base 1 to 855 and encodes 284 amino acids. NCBI's taxonomy places the organism in Eukaryota, Fungi, Ascomycota, Dothideomycetes, Pleosporales, Phaeosphaeriaceae. The record is from RefSeq and is a predicted model, not a curated record.